This is a messenger RNA of Haliotis rufescens (red abalone), 2526 nucleotides long. Its product is annotated as zinc finger protein 91-like. Bases 1 to 2526 code for a protein of 841 amino acids. The record is from RefSeq and is a predicted model, not a curated record. Gene Ontology annotation, molecular function: DNA-binding transcription factor activity; RNA polymerase II cis-regulatory region sequence-specific DNA binding. The transcript is spliced from 3 exons. Gene Ontology annotation, biological process: regulation of transcription by RNA polymerase II. Lineage: Eukaryota; Metazoa; Mollusca; Gastropoda; Lepetellida; Haliotidae.
AUGGAAGCACAAAGCCAACCACAGAAUACUGCCUCUGUUACUGAAACACGUGUGAUCACCAUCUGUGAGAGUGAAUUGCUGGAAACAGGUCGUCUCAAGAAACACUGUGUUGCUGACACACUGGGAACAGGUGAUCUCCAGCAACACAAAGAUCGUGGUGGUCCUUCAAAGCGAUCACAGUGUGGAAAGUGUGGGGCAACAUUUAUUAAAUCAGGUGCCAUGAAAAGGCACAUGCUUUGUCACAGUGAAGUCAAGCUUCAUCAGUGUGAUGAAUGUGGGAAAGGAUUUACUCAAUCAUGCAGCCUGAAGGCACACAUGUGCAUUCACAGUGAAAUCAAGCCUGAUCAGUGCACUGUGUGUGAAAAAACAUUUACACUAUCAGAUGCCCUGCAGAGACACAUGCGAAUUCACACUGGAAUCAAGCCUUAUCAGUGUGUUGAAUGUGGGAAGAGAUUUACACAGUCAGGUAACCUGCAGUCACACAUGAGGGUUCACAGUGGAAUCAAGCCGUAUCAGUGUGUUGAAUGUGGGAAAGGAUUUAAACAUUCACAUCAGCUGCAGUCUCAUAUGAGGAUUCACAGUGGAAUCAAGCCGUAUCAGUGUGUUGAAUGUGGGAAAGGAUUUACACAAUCAUGUAACCUGCAGACCCACAUGAGGGUUCACAGUGGAAUCAAGCCUUAUCAGUGCAUUGUGUGUGAAAAAACAUUUACACUAUCAGAUGCCCUGCAGAGACACAUGCGAAUUCACACUGGAAUCAAGCCGUAUCAGUGUGUUGAAUGUGGGAAACGAUUUACACAUUCAGGUAGCCUGCAGUCACACAUGAGGGUUCACAGUGGAAUCAAGCCGUAUCAGUGUGUUGAAUGUGGGAAAGGAUUUACACAGGCAGGUAGCCUGAAGUCACACAUGAGGAUUCACAGUGGAAUCAAGCCGUAUCAGUGUGCUGAAUGUGGGAAAGGAUUUACACAGGCAGGUAACCUGCAGAGACACAUGAGGGUUCACAGUGGAAUCAAGCCGUAUCGGUUGAUCGAAUUGUCUGGAUUUGAACACGAUAACACGAAGUUGAUAAUGGAAGCACAAAGCCAACCACAGAAUACUGGCUCUGUUACUGAAACACGUGUGAUCACCGUCUGUGAGAGUGAAUUGCUGGAAACAGGUCGUCUCAAGAAACACUGUGUUGCUGACACGCUGGAAACAGAUGAUCUCCAGCAACACAAAGAUCGUGGUGGUCCUUCAAAGCGAUCACAGUGUGGAAAGUGUGGGGCAACAUUUAUUAAAUCAGGUGCCAUGGAAAGGCACAUGCUUUGUCACAGUGAAGUCAAGCUUCAUCGGUGUGAUGAAUGUGGGAAAGGAUUUACUCAAUCAUGCAGCCUGAAGGCACACAUGUGGAUUCACAGUGGACUCAAGCCGUAUCAGUGUGUUGAAUGUGGGAAAACAUUUACACGAUCGGGUGCUUUGCAGACACACAUGAGGAUUCACAGUGGAAUCAAGCCUUUUGAGUGCAGUGUAUGUAAGAAAACAUUUACAUUAUCAAAAACUCUGCAGAAACACAUGCGGAUUCACACUGGGAUGAAGCCCUAUCAGUGUGGUGAAUGUGGGAAAACAUUUACACGAUCAAGUACUUUGCAGAGACACAUGAUGAUUCACAGUGGAAUCAAGCCUUUUGAGUGCAGUGUAUGUGAGAAAACAUUUACAUUAUCAGAUACUCUGCAGAAACACACGAGGAUUCACACUGGAAUCAAGCCCUAUCAGUGUGGUGAAUGUGGGAAAACAUUUACACAAUCAUACAGCCUGAAGUCACACAUGAGUAGUCACAGUGAAAUCAAGCCUUAUCAGUGCAAUGUGUGUGAAAAAACAUAUUCGCUGUCAAAUUCUCUGCAGAAACACAUGCGAAUUCACACUGGAAUCAAACCUUAUCAGUGCAAUGUAUGUGAGAAAACAUUUACAUUAUCAAAAACUCUGCAGAAACACAUGAGGAUUCACAGUGGAAUCAAACCUUAUCAGUGCAAUGUAUGUGAGAAAACAUUUAAACUAUCAGAUGCCCUGCAGAGACACAUGCGAGUUCACACUGGAAUCAAGCCUUAUCAGUGUGUUGAAUGUGGGAAAGAAUUUACAGAGUCAGAAUGUGGGAAAGGAUUUACACAAUCAUUUAACCUGCAGUCACACAUGAGGAUUCACAGUGGAAUCAAGCUGUAUCAGUGUGUUGAAUGUGGGAAAGGAUUUGAACAAUCAUGUAACCUUCAGAAACACAUGAGGAUUCACAGUGGAAUCAAGCCCUAUCAGUGUGUUGAAUGUGGGAAAGGAUUUACACAAUCAUCUAACCUGCAGUCACACAUGAGGAUUCACAGUGGAAUCAAGCCGUAUCAGUGUGUUGAAUGUGGGAAAGGAUUUACACAAUCAUCUAACCUGCAGUCACACAUGAGGAUUCACAGUGGAAUCAAGCCGUAUCAGUGUGUUGAAUGUGGGAAAGGAUUUACACAAUCAUCUAACCUGCAGAGACACAUGAGGGUUCACAGUGGAAUCGGUUGA